UCGGCGUGUCCGUCACCCUCGUAAAAUGGGAUUAAAAUCGCUGCAUACACGCAAAAUAACGUUAUAAAAGAAAAAUACGAACAAAACAAUAUAUUUAAUUAUGAUUAAACCAUAUUUAUAACACAAGUUGUUUAGGUAACAGUGAAUUAGUGUUUAUUUUUUCACGUUAAACGUAUAUCAUAAUGUUAAUUGUUCAAAACUCUUCUUCGUUUAAAACACACAUAUUCACAUUUAGUUGAUAAAAUAAUAAUAUAAUUAAAUUUAAGUAAAUAUCAAAGUGGAAAUGUCAAGGAGAUUGAGCUGAAAUUCAGUUAGGAAGAAGGAAGGAAGAAAUUGGGAAAAAAUGCGCUGGAUAUUUCCUGUACCAGUUUUGCUGAUGUCCUGGUUUGGGGUGGAUCAAGUGAAGUCCAACUCGUGUAUUCGAACCGCAUUAUGGGCUCUAAGUCUGAGCCCCCUUGUACAAGCCGAAUGCCAGACCCGUACGAUAUACUGCUACGAGUGUGACAGCUGGACGGACCCCAGGUGUAAGGAUCCCUUCAACUACACAGCGCUGCCCAGAGACCAGCCGCCAUUGCAGACCUGCAACGGAUGCUGCGUGAAGAUGGUUCGAUAUUCAAAAAGUCCAUACGAAGUGGUCCGGCGAACGUGUACAUCACAACUCCAGAUAAAUCUAUUCAUGGUAGACCACGUGUGUAUGAUGGAAAGUACUGGCACUGGCCACAUGUGCUUCUGCGAGGAAGAUAUGUGCAAUGGCGCGCAAACACCGGUCGCAGCACUGGCCUUGGUCGCAACACUAGUCGCAUGUGCAUGCCUAAGGUGAAGUAGGCGUAGUGACUGCCCCGAGCGGUCGAUUGUCGAGCACCGAUGUCGAUGACUGACUAAUAUUGUCUGUUUUUCACUUUCAUAUGACGACAAAUCGAGACGUCGGUCAGACAAUAUGAAAUCAUCGAUGUCGAUAAAUUGUGUUAACUGUCAACCCUAUGUCGAAUCUUAUCGAUAAGUGCGAUCGAGGUAGAUUUAUCGAUGAAUCGACAAUCGAUCGACUGUACCUUUGGGCCCUACCCUAGCUGAGAUUUAAUUACAUUUUUCGUCCAAACGUAGACGUAGUUUAGUCUUGUGGUGCUUAGUUUUUACAGCACGGCAAUUGAUUCCCGUCAGGCCGCAUUGACUAAUGCUUAGCUUGACAUUUUCGAGAUCAUAGCGAGUACAAUCUUUGUGAGAGCUCCUCGGUUUAGAGGCAACGAAUUAUAAAAUUACGAACGUUUAAUGUAGAUUUUUGUAAGAAAAAAUAUAGUUGAAUGUGUUGUAAGAGUGAAUCUUUAAACAUACUAUGAGAGAUUUUUCAAAGAAAAUGAAUCAACAUACUAUAAUAUCUCUCUAAAGACAAAAAGGUACAAAACGAGUCGAGAAGCUCAACAAAUGACCGAAAAAAUAAUUCAUAAAAGUAAAAUAGUUGACAAGCUUAAAGCUUACCAAGUGGUGUCAAAACUAAGCACAUUUUUCUUCUAAGGCUAAUCUCAUGUUCAGCAGUUUUUGCUCUAAAAUUAUUAAUAAAGUUUUCCUGGAUUUAGCAUGUACAUAAAGCGCAGUAUAAAAGCGAUAGGUAUAAAGAGACUAGGAUAUGGCGAGAGUGAGAGUGCUGAAACUAGAUGGCAGUGGUUCUUGUAACAAAAUGUGAAGCACUGCCAUCUAGUAGGUUUUACGAGUUACUAAUUUCUCCUGCGAACGCUUCUGAUUGGUCCAAUUAUCGACCAAUAAAAUUUGCUCAUAGUUGCACCUAAUCUUAGAAGUGAGCACCUUGUAGAUAGAGAAAGAAAUCGAAAAUGAAAUGAAACUAGCAAGUACUGCCGAUAAAUAGAUGAAUAGUUAUCGAUAAGGACAUCAGAUUGGUGAUAUCAGUUCCCGAGAUUAGUGUUAAAAAACGGUUGUGUUUUUAUUGUCUUCAGAAAAGACGUAGGUAAUUAAAUUGUCAAUUCAGUUUUAAUUUUUAAUUAAUUUUAGCUUGUAUCGUCAUUGUGUUGUUUUAAACCCUUGUACAGGAGUAAUAUUUUUUAAGCGACGUAACGGAUUUUCAUCGAUAUCGAUAGAUUUGUGAAAUGUCCACUUCACUAGUUUAACAGUUGCGUUUAAAAAUAAGGAUGUUAAAAAUGAUUAUCGAUAGUUUUAAACACGUUUAAUAUUUUUCUUUAGGUUUGCUCUUAUAAUGGUUUUUAGACAAAAAAUCGUAAGCUAGAAAAAUAUUCUAAAGCCAUUAUUGAAUUCGUUUAAAAAAUUUAAUGUUCCUACUUUUAAUUUUCAAGUACACAUUAUUUUUUCAUAAUCUGCAAGUGACAUAGAUAUAUAAAUAAAAGAAAAAAUAGUAAAAAGUAUGCUAGACUAUAGUGCAACGUAUAAAUUUUGAUAAUUAUAGUGUAAAAAUAAAUAAUUUUAUGAAAUUAAACACCAAAUACAUUUUAAUCAUUAAAUAUAAGUUAUUAUUAUAAAUAAUAUAUCAUAGGGUAAAUUAUAAGCAAUGUGUGCUUCGUUGUGACGGGUUCGAUACCUGUCAUACAGCACUUUGUGAUGACAGCAAAAAUACCAAACAGGGCGGGAAUUUUACGCGGUACAUAUAUAUGUAUACACACAUAAGCUCACGCCUGUCUCCCAUGGGGGUAAGCAGAGAAUAUGUAACGCCGAUUGGUACAAUUCUUACAUACUUCUUUCGCUUCUUCAAGAGUCAUCAGUCUUUUCAUGCAUGCUCGUCGGUUAAGGGUACUUUUUUGGCCCUUCUUUAAUGUAUCGCUAAUCUGGAUGAUAUAAGUAUAUAUGCGUCUAGGGCGCCUUCAACCGACGGUACCAUUCUUACGCGCCUUAGUCAACUGGAAAGCAUGUACUAAAAUGAUUUGAAAAUAUGCAGGUGUAAACAAGUUUAACGCAUUAAAAUAUGAUGCUAUGUAGGUACUGUCGUAAA
Spodoptera litura is the source of this 2950-nucleotide messenger RNA. RefSeq names its product glycosylphosphatidylinositol-anchored protein quiver (gene qvr). Lineage: Eukaryota; Metazoa; Arthropoda; Insecta; Lepidoptera; Noctuidae. The record is from RefSeq and is a predicted model, not a curated record. Gene Ontology annotation, biological process: regulation of synaptic transmission, cholinergic; positive regulation of voltage-gated potassium channel activity; sleep.